This is a messenger RNA of Enhydra lutris kenyoni (northern sea otter), 3726 nucleotides long. RefSeq names its product E3 ubiquitin-protein ligase TRIM39. The transcript is spliced from 7 exons. Lineage: Eukaryota; Metazoa; Chordata; Mammalia; Carnivora; Mustelidae. Gene Ontology annotation, molecular function: protein binding; zinc ion binding. Gene Ontology annotation, biological process: positive regulation of apoptotic signaling pathway; negative regulation of proteasomal ubiquitin-dependent protein catabolic process; protein stabilization. The record is from RefSeq and is a predicted model, not a curated record. The coding region runs from base 780 to 2246 and encodes 488 amino acids.
CGGGGGGGAGGAGGAAGGAGGGAGGCUGCGCUCCGGCGGCUCCGCGCCCCGCACUCCCGGACCUGAAGCCGGGAAGGUAGGUGCUGUCCCGCCGCCGCGCCCGGGCCUUGGGGCCUGCCCCUGCCGGCCGGCUCCGCACGCCGCGUCCCAGCGCCCCGCGACUGCGUCACCGGCCCCCCGCACGUAACCACAGCUGCCUCCGCCCGCCUCGGGCCCGGGCGGACGUUUUGCCGCCCCGGCGACGUCAGCGCGUCCGGCGUUGCUUGGCUACCCCGCCGUUCCCCCGUCCCGCUGCCGCUCACCUCCCCGGGUGAAACUCUGACGCCGUCACCGCGGGCCUCGGCUGCGUCAUAGCUGCAGGCAUCCCACCUUCACGUCACACCUCCUCCUCACCUGGACACGCAUUCCUCCCUCCCUGUCAACCACUACGUUUCCUUUCCCCCUCUCCAAUCCCCUUACGCCAGAUCUGGCGAGAGAAGAUGGAGACGAGGGUGGGACUGAGUUGUGGACGACGCUCAGGAAAGGGUCGCAAGGUGGGACCCCAGACAGUGGUAGAAACAAAAUAAGGAUGUCCCUGAAGUUUGCCCUUCUACAGAGACACUAGGAAUAGAGGGAAAGAAAUGACCAACCCAGAGACACCUCACUCUGGGUUGUAACUUCAAGUCCUCUCUCUGCUUUCCUAACCUUUUCCCCAUUUCUCUUUCACACCACUUAUUUGCCAGUCUAGAUCCAUCCUGGUCCCUAACUCUGCGUACAGUUCAACUCACCCCAGUUAAAUAAUGGCAGAGACAAGUCUCUUAGAUGCUGGGGCCUCUGCAGCCUCCACAGCUGCGGCGCUGGAAAACUUACAGGUGGAAGCGAGUUGCUCUGUGUGCCUGGAGUAUCUGAAGGAGCCUGUCAUCAUUGAGUGUGGGCACAACUUCUGCAAAGCUUGCAUCACCCGCUGGUGGGAGGACCUAGAGAGGGACUUCCCUUGUCCUGUCUGUCGAAAGACAUCCCGCUACCGCAGUCUCCGGCCUAAUCGACAACUAGGCAGUAUGGUGGAAAUAGCCAAGCAGCUCCAGGCUGUCAAGCGGAAGAUCCGAGAUGAAAGCCUCUGCCCCCAGCACCAUGAGGCCCUUAGCCUCUUUUGCUAUGAGGACCAGGAGGCUGUAUGUUUGAUAUGUGCAAUUUCCCACACCCACCGGGCCCAUACCGUCGUGCCACUGGAUGAUGCCACACAGGAGUACAAGGAAAAAUUGCAGAAGUGCCUGGAGCCCCUGGAGCAGAAGCUGCAGGAGAUCACCCGCUGCAAGUCCUCUGAGGAGAAGAAGCCUGGAGAGCUCAAGAGACUCGUGGAGUGUCGCCGGCAACAGAUCUUAAAGGAAUUUGAAGAGCUUCAUAGGCGGCUGGAUGAAGAGCAACAGAUGUUGCUUUCACGACUAGAGGAGGAAGAACAAGACAUUCUACAGCGCCUCAGAGAAAAUGCUGCUCACCUUGGAGACAAGCGCCGGGACCUGGCCCACUUGGCUGCUGAGGUGGAGGGCAAGUGCUUACAAUCGGGCUUCGAGAUGCUUAAGGAUGUCAAAAGUACCCUGGAAAAAUGUGAGAAGGUGAAGACCAUGGAGGUGACUUCAGUGUCUAUAGAGCUGGAAAAGAACUUCAGCAAUUUCCCCCGACAGUACUUUGCCCUAAGGAAAAUCCUUAAACAGCUAAUUGCGGAUGUGACCCUGGACCCAGAGACUGCUCACCCUAACCUAGUCCUGUCAGAAGAUCGUAAGAGCGUCAAGUUUGUGGAGACAAGACUCCGGGAUCUCCCUGACACACCACGGCGGUUCACCUUCUACCCUUGUGUCCUGGCUACUGAGGGCUUCACCUCAGGCCGACACUACUGGGAGGUGGAGGUGGGUGAUAAGACCCACUGGGCAGUGGGCGUGUGCCGGGACUCCGUGAGCCGAAAGGGCGAGCUGACUCCACUCCCUGAGACUGGCUACUGGCGGGUGCGGCUGUGGAAUGGGGACAAAUAUGCAGCCACCACCACGCCUUUUACCCCUUUGCACAUCAAGGUGAAACCCAAGCGGGUGGGCAUAUUCCUAGACUAUGAGGCUGGCACGCUCUCUUUUUACAAUGUCACAGACCGCUCUCAUAUCUACACUUUUACUGAUACUUUUACUGAGAAACUUUGGCCCCUCUUCUAUCCAGGCAUCCGGGCUGGUCGGAAGAAUGCUGCACCACUUACCAUCAGGCCCCCAACAGAUUGGGAGUGACAGGUAGGGAUGUGGUAAUAAUUGGGGUGAGUCAGGGUCAAGAGCUAUGGGCCUUCCUUCCUGUGACCUGCUGGAACGUCUUUGUGUCUGCCUGGUUCCAGUCCUACACUGUCUAGGAGAAGCACCUUGGUUUCUAGAAUGGUUUAUAUGGAGGAGUAGAUAGGACUGGUCUGGGAUGAGAGCACAGUUGCGUCUCCCUCCUCUCAGGGUGGGGAGCUAGUUCCCAGGGGUUGACUUCCCUGAAGUCCAUCAGGUUUUCUAUUGCACAUGGAUAGGUUGGGAAGGAAGGAGAGGCGUUUCCGGAAACAGAAAGGCUAUGGGAGGGUCUGACUUGCUCAAAACCAGAAGAGGAAAAGAAACCCCUGUACAUCCUUUUAGGGGGUUGUUUGACCCAGAAUGGUCCUAUUUCUUGAGGAAGGUCAGAGGGGUCUGUGUACCCAUAGACUAAAAUAAAGAUGAGUGAUAGUUGCUCUUAUGGGUCUAGAAGUUAAGGAGUUUUGUUUUUUUUGAGGGCAGAGAUUGAGCAUCAAGAUUAGAAAGAAAGUCGGGAAAGGGGCUAAAGGAACAGAUUCCUAGCAACUAAUGAAGGGGAGAGGGGUUUCCUUGGUCUUCCAUUCCCAGAGUAAGUUGCCAUUAGGAUUGGCCAGAGGUAGGACUGUGGGGAGGAGAGUGUGAGAAGAAAGGAGAGGAGAACUCGGGUCCCCGCCUCAGCCUUCAGCAAAGCUGGCUUAGUGCCUGCCUCCUUAGAGUUGGUUGUCUCCAAAAUGUCAGUCAGUCACCUUUCUCCUGCAGAGAUGAGGUAUCUCCCUCAAGACGUAUCUACCCUUCACUGCUUUCCCAAGGGAACCUGGAAAGAACAGUCAAGUAUUAGAGGAAAGAGAAAGGUUUUUCUAUCUAAAGCCCUGGCCUUAAAGGAUUUUACUAAGUAUAGCUGCUCCCUAGUUGUCAACCUUACUCCUUGGCUAAGGUGUCCAAGCCAAAAAGGGAGAAAGGAAAUGGAGUCUUUCUCACUCUGAGGACAGGGUAGAAGAGAGGGUAUGUAGAGGGAAGGGUCAGAUAGGCAACUUCCUUUAGCCUGUGUGCAUAUGGCCUGGAACUAGUGUUCACAGGAGCCAGUCUUUUGCUUAUUUGUUGCCAUCCUUCACCUUUUGCCAUUUCCCCUAUCAGAGAAUGUAAAUCAUUUUAACAUUAGGCCAAAAUAAACAACUUGUAGGGUACAUAUGUUGUCAAAAAAGGUUAAAGCAAUGCAUGCCAAACCAAACUAAAAUGAUUUGGAAUAUCUGCUAUUUGGGUGAUGAAGGGUUCACAGAAGAUUGGGACAAGAAACUGCAGUUUAUUGAGGGUGUUUCAGUUCCUCCUACCACCUCAACAGGACUUUGUCCAAACUCUCCUCUUACCUUUGUGCCUUGACUGUGGUUCUUUGUGGCAAGAUGCUUUGGUUGGUAAAACAUAAUAUGGAACAAAGGAUCCACUGAAGUGA